Plasmodium cynomolgi strain B is the source of this 4941-nucleotide messenger RNA. RefSeq lists its product as hypothetical. The record is from RefSeq and is a predicted model, not a curated record. Bases 1 to 4053 code for a protein of 1350 amino acids. NCBI's taxonomy places the organism in Eukaryota, Apicomplexa, Aconoidasida, Haemosporida, Plasmodiidae. The transcript has 4 exons.
AUGAGUAGCCUCUCUGUAGGUGACUGGACACGCGAAAGACGCGGAAGUAAACUCUUCGCAGACAAUUUUGAAAAAGUGUUUAAAGAAAAUUUCGACGAAAGCAGUCGGUUGAAGAAGAGCGAGCUGAUCUCCAUCUUAGCCUGCAUCUGCACAAAUAUAGUUAUAGAGUAUUUAAAAAUAAAGGAGGAAAAAAAAACCGAAAAUUUUGAGUACCCCUUUGACUAUAGCCUGAUGAAUAUCUUAAAACUGGUGAACUUUGAAUAUGACGUAAAUGAGGAGCUUCAGAAGAAAAGGAAAAAAGAGAAGAAGGAGUUUAACAGGAGGAAGUUCAAGGGGGGUGGUGUCCAAAUGGGCACGAUGGGGGAAGGCACCGUUCGUGAGAGGGGCGACGGACGUGAUAGAGGUGGCGGACGCGACAGGAGGGGAGACAACGUCCCAAGCGAACUCCAUUUAGGAGGACCACUAACUGAAGGCGUAUACGAAGAGACGGAGGAAGAAGUUAACAUAAAUAUCGACAACAAAAACACGAAAGAAGAAAACGAAAAAUUGGACGAAUACAUUAAAAUGAUGGAGUUCAAUACAAUGGAAAUUAAAGAUAUUGAACCGUAUAUCGACCUUUUUUUUGGAAAAAAAACAUAUGAAAAAGUUUUUGUAAAGAACGGGAUAGAUAUACACAAAAUUUACGAUAAGCUAAGUGAGGCGCUGUUUGAUAAGUGCCAAGAAAAAGCAAACGUGAUGGAACUGCAGAAGUUUGUCGAACACGAGGAAAAAAAUUUGCGCAAGAAAAAAAUUCAUGUAAGGAAUGGCACCAUGUCAUUUGACGAGUAUAUGGAUGGUCUGGGCAGCUUGGAGGAGAGCAAGGGAGUGAGAGAGGUGGAGAGAAUUCUCUACGACGGGGAGGUCCCCUCAGGUGGCAACGAAAAAGAGGAAAAAAAAAAGAGGAAAAAUGGCAAUGUUAUAAACGGGUUGAGCAGUAGUGAACGAAGGGAUGGCGAUCAUUUGGGGGUUGAUCUGGGGGACGGACCGGACACGGACGGGGACGGGGACGAGGACUCUCCAGGUGGGGAUAGCAGAAGCGGGGGUAGAGUCGACAGGAGCGAUGGCCAUGGAGUUGAAGAUUCCCCUGGAAGUGCAAACAGAGGCAACCAAAAUGAUGGGGGCGAAGGACACGAAGGGGGAGAGGAGGAUUUCUCGCAGGGAGGGCACCAACGGAGGGAGGGAGAAUUUGAGGGCAAAGAGGAACACAAGGAGGAGGGGAGGAGUGAGAAAAGGGGUGGCGUGGAAUUCCUGAAUGGAAUUUCGUACGCGUUGAUAAAGGGGGAGGCAGAGAUGGAAGCAAAGGGUGACGCUUCGAUAGAGACAAAGGGUGACUCAGUGGAAGACCCAAUUGGCAACGCAGCGGGGGACCCCCAGGGCAACAUCGUCCUGAUAAAAUUCGUGUACGAUAAGAAAUACGCGUGCGAGUUUAGGACGGACAUAGGUGUGAUAGCCUACGAGGGGGUGGGAACGGAAUUAUCAGAUGAUAUAAAAGAAGGAGUAAAAAAAAUGCACAGCCGAGUCAGCAAUGGGGAGGUUUUAUCCGACUCCGAUUUGAUUAGAGGAGGUCCUUUCAAGCGAAUACUCGAAGAUCUAAAUUUUGAGAAACUGUAUGAGAUGCCUUACAAGAAGCGAUUUGCAAGAAAGCAAAGCAUCGUUAGGGAAAUGAAUGCCUCAGUUGUGGCGCAAAAGGGGGUAAGCGAAAUUGAUGCGUAUCCUCUGCUGUAUGGAUACUUGAAGGUAUGGGAAAAUGAUUUACACUGCUACGAGUUGAACAAGGUCGAAAUGAGGCACAUGUGUGGGGUGGAGCAGGGGGGUAAAAAAGGUGGAGAAAAUAUGCCAAGUGCAAAAAUGAAGUACAACUUUUUUCGCAAUUACGAUGAGGAGGGUGAUCAGGCGGGUGGCGAGAGGGAUGAUCAGCCGGAUGGCGUACUGAUCGAUAGCGACCGGUACAGACAAAUCGUGCUCGCGGACGAUGACAAGGAGAAUGGGAAUAUUUACGACUUGCUGGGAGAAGGAGAAUUUUCAAACAACGACUAUAUUUCGUUUAAGGCCAAACUGUUCAUCAACAAUAGGAAUGAAAUUAACUGCUAUGAGGAUUUAAUUACAAAAUUGAGGUGCGACAAUUCGAACUUAAGUGUAACCAUCCUGAGUCGCUUGAACAAAAUAAAGGAAGAUCUCUCCUUUGUGUCGGGGGAGGAGUUUUUAAAAAAUUACACAUUUGAUGAGGAGGACGAGUUCUUCAACUUCCAGAAAAUUGUGCACAGGUGUAUGGUAGAGAGUAGGUACCAUUCGAUGUUUCGAAGUGAAGGUGGUGGACUCAAAGGAGGAGAAAGAAAUUUUAAAUUGUUUUGUCAUCAUGAUGAUUCUUCAGACGGUAAGAGGAGGGAAAGUGCCUUGCGGACCGUUAGGGAACGAAACGUUUUCGGACCGCAAGUAAGAAAGGGGAUCACCCGUCUGCCAUCACGUAUAGGGAGAGCCCUUUCCAUUAAUGCAAAGGUAAGUGCAGAAGAAAGUAGGAAAAAAAAGCAACAAAAGAGAAGGGGGAAAAAAAAAAAACACGUCGAUGAUGCUGAUUUGUUGAGCAGUGAGAAUGAAGAGAAUGACCCAUUUAGUGACGAAAUGGACGAAGAUUUGCUUCGCUUUGAAAAAAUAGACAAAAUUAUGGAGGUACGUGGGGAAGGCGACGAGAGGAGGGGAAGCAGCUUGGGAGGUAGCACGACCGACAUGUUCAAUGGCGAAGUGAGCAACCAAGUGGUAGAACAGCUAAGACGCCAACAAAAUAGGAGCAAUGAGAAAAGCAAAAAUUAUGUGGAAAAAAUGCUGGAAAGGCAGAAGGGAGUAAACGAUUUUUUAAGUUUAGAAAAAGCACAAGAAAGUGUACAAAAAAAUUUGAGCGUAGUAAACUAUGAAGAAGCCUUUAAGCAGCUGAAGAGCCAAUUGAAGGGGAAGUCUAAGGGGAAACAGCAGGAAGUAGGAGACGAGGGCUCAGUGUCGGAGGAUGGCCAAGUACAAGAGACAGAGCUGAGCGACGUGGAUGAUAAAGAAAUCGAAAGGCAAAUUAAAGGCAUACUACAAGGCAAGAAAUUAAAUGAGGAAUCAUAUCGGUUAGACCGCUUUGAAGAGAGGGUCGGAGUGGACACGGAAGAAGGUAGCGGAAAGAAAGACCAGAAAGAAGGGGAGGAAAAGAAAAAGAUCGAGGAAUUUUUUAAAAACAUGAGAGUCGAAGUGAAGUUGAGUAGGGACAUGUGCGUGGGGUGUGGAAUACCCUUUCAGUCGUCUGAUCAGAAGAAGUUCGGCUUUUUGAAAAGCCAUGUGUACGAGAGGGUGGUUAGCAGGGACGAGGGCUUUGACAGGAGGGAGAUACUGCGCGAUAUUUACGAGGGAGGGGCGGAGGAGAAGUGUGGGAAGGAUGGAGAUCUGAUUGGUCAAGGGGAGGACAAGCUGAUCGGUCAGAUGGGCAGCAAGCUGAUUGGCCAAGGGGAGGACAAGCUGAUCGGUCAGCUCGGCAGCAAGCUGAUUGACCAACUGGGCGGCCAAACAGAGGAGCAGAAGCGCAAGGAGCAGCUGCUGGGCGAGUUUCACAAACUGAGAGGGGAAACCAUGAGCAAGGUUGUGCAGCUGGGGAGGGGCGGCACCUCUCUAGAUGGAAGCGGCACCUCUCUAGACGGAAGCGGCACCUCUCUAGAUGGAAGCGGCAGUGCCAUACAAAACAAGGCAAGCCAACCAACAGGAGCGGAAAGGACUGAUGAGAAAUUCUACUUAUGCGAACGAUGCUUCAAUUUGAAAUACAAAAAUGACAUAAAGGAUAACAUGAUAAUUAAUUACACAAAUAAAAAUGAAAUUAAUGCUCAAGAUUUUGAAAAGUAUGUAAUAAAUAUUUUUAAAAAAAGAUGUUUCAUAAUUUACAUCGUAGAUAUUUUGGACUUGUACAUUUAUUCAAAUUUACAGAAUUUAUUUUUUUAUAUAAGAUGCACUCUGAUAAGGGUAAAAGUGAAGGUUUUUUCUUUUGCAUAAAUGAGGAGUAGGGUGGUGCGCAAGGGGGGGAAGCGGCGCGGCGGUGGGGGCAGAGCGAAAAGUGAAGAGGCUAACAAGGGGGAGGUGAAGGGUGACGAAGUGGCGGGUGACUCUGAGGAUGACAAACUGGAUGGUGACUAUGAGGGUGACGAACUGGAUGGUGACUAUGAGGAUGGCGAAGUGGAUGGUGACUAUGAGGAUGGCGAAGUGGACGAUGAUGAGGCUAACCGUGAGGAACUGGGCGCACUGGCCCCCCCGGGAGAGGCACCGAGCAAAAAGAACAAGUUCUUCCUCAAAAACGUUAACAUUUACAUUGUGGGGAAUGCCAACAGUGGAAAAUCUUCCCUAAUUAAUUACCUACUGAAAAAUGUAAAAAAUAAAGACAAUCGAAAAUUCCAAAUUAGCAACAGUAUCAUUCCAGGAACGACUCUGAAAAAUAUACAAAUAAAGUUAAGCAAACAUAUAACAAUUAAUGACACUCCAGGAAUUAUUUCCAGUCAAUCCCUUCUUUCUUGUCUCAACUUUGACGAAAUGAAAUACGUGGUCUGCACAAAGUUGAAGAAGAAAGUACCAUCCAUGUACAUAAAUAAAAAUGAUUAUAUUUUUAUCGGAGGCCUUGUGUACAUUCACAUUUUAAAUAUUAAGAAAUUUGACCAACUGAACAAUUUCAAAGAUUGCUAUUUUAAUAUUACAAAUCCGUGCGUCGAUCGGGACAGUGGUAGUUACGACAUACACAUACAAGGGCUGGGGUGCAUCACUUUUUACUCAUUUGAGAACAUCGAAUUUUAUUUGUACACGCUGAAAAAUGUGGAUGUUGUUUCGAGGAGCUCCCUCAUGCCGUAUCAUAAGAAGUAUGGCAAGCUGAACAUUUCCAGGGGGAAGUUGUAG